AUGUCUCUAAGCAAUCACCCAAAAGCCUACGGCUCUGCCGCCCUGGCGCUCGCCUUUACGGCCGGCAUACUCGUCACGUUGGGCUUCAAGGACUUUUACCCGGAUCUCGAGCGCCGCUACCAGCGCCGCCGCACACGAAGGAGGGAAACCGGCGGCUCAUCUACGGAUCCCUCUAGACGAAGCAGUGCUUUUUGGGGACCGCCGGUGCAGCUGGAGGAUCAUGAAUCGGGAUCGGAUGCGGACGCCGCGGCGCUCGGCGCAUGGAACCCGCCCCUCAUCGCCGAGGGCGUCGCGGGGGCCAUCGGGAACACGCCGCUCAUCAAGAUCCGAUCUCUAAGUGAGGCCACAGGACGCACGAUUCUCGCCAAGGCCGAAUUUCUCAACGCCGCGGGAAACACGCCCAAGGACCGUGUUGCGCUGUCCAUGAUCGAGGCCGGGGAGGCUUCCGGCCUGCUUGUUCCUGGGCGCGGGGACACCAUCUACGAGGGAACAGUCGGCAGCACGGGUAUCUCGCUGGCGACGCUCGCACGCUCAAAGGGAUACCGCGCGCACAUCUGCAUGCCCAACGACAUGGCCAUGGAAAAGGUCGACCUGCUCCGCCACCUCGGCGCGACGGUCGAGCGCGUGCCGCCCGCCCCCAUCGCAUCGCCGGAACACUUUGUCAACCUCGCCCGGCGGCGCGCGGCCGAGCAUGCCGCCAGGGCAGGCGAUGGCAGCGUCGGAUUCUUCGCGGACCAGUUCGAGAGUCCUCACAACUUUGCCGCGCACCUCGCCACCACGGGACCGGAGAUCGUAUACCAGACCGGCGGCAGGCUCGAUGCCUUCGUGGCCGGCGCGGGGACGGGUGGCACCAUUGCGGGCGUCGCCAAGUACCUGAAGGAAGAGGCCAAGGUGCCGGGGCUGCAGGUCAUCCUGGCGGAUCCCCAGGGCAGCGGGCUCUACAACAAGAUCCGCCACGGCGUCAUGUACUCCAACACGGAGAAGGAGGGCACGCGGCGCAGGCAGCAGGUCGACACGAUUGUGGAGGGCAUUGGAAUCAACCGCAUCACGGAGAAUUUCGAGGCCGGACGGGAGUUGGUUGACGACGCGAUCAAGAUCACGGAUGAGCAGGCGUGUCGCAUGGCGCGGUGGUUGGUGGAGAACGACGGCAUCUUCGUCGGCAGCAGCAGCGCUGUCAACUGCGCCGCGGCGUGCGUUGCGGCUUCGCGGUUGCCCGAGGGGAGCCAGGUCGUCACCAUCCUCUGCGACUCGGGCACCAGGCAUCUCAGCAAGUUUUGGAAGCAUGUGGCGGAAAUGGGUCUCGAGCAGGACGAACACUCGGCUGAUUUGUUCUCCGCUCUCAAGAUCGAUCCCGCAAAGAAAUGA
Molecule: messenger RNA, 1365 nt
Organism: Colletotrichum chrysophilum
Lineage: Eukaryota; Fungi; Ascomycota; Sordariomycetes; Glomerellales; Glomerellaceae
Gene: CYS12
Product: Cysteine synthase 2
Exons: 1
Coding region: 1-1365 (454 amino acids)
Cellular component (GO): cytoplasm
Molecular function (GO): cysteine synthase activity
Source: RefSeq, a predicted model, not a curated record